Messenger RNA from Striga hermonthica, 321 nucleotides. The record is from the annotation of a GenBank genome assembly. Lineage: Eukaryota; Viridiplantae; Streptophyta; Magnoliopsida; Lamiales; Orobanchaceae.
AUGGCGAAAUUCACGAGCCUUCGCGCGGCACUCAUUGCGUCUGUGUCCUUGUUGGCGAUCCUCACUCCCGUUCGGUCCCUCGUCCCCUACACGCGUCCCCAAUCCAUUUUGGACCUCGUGUUCCCGGCCGAGGAUCCUUUCCGGAUCCUCGAGCACUCCCCGCUCUCGAUCCCUAGGGUGAGCGCGCGCCUCGAGGACGGCGUGCUGAGGAUCAGCGUCCCGAAGCUGGCCGAGAAGGAGAAGAAGGAGCCGAAAGUGAUCAGUAUUGAGGAGAAAGGGAAUGACAACGGUGAUGUUAAGCCGACCAAGCAGGAACUCUAG